Molecule: messenger RNA, 331 nt
Organism: Myotis lucifugus (little brown bat)
Lineage: Eukaryota; Metazoa; Chordata; Mammalia; Chiroptera; Vespertilionidae
Product: presequence protease, mitochondrial-like
Exons: 3
Coding region: 68-331 (87 amino acids)
Source: RefSeq, a predicted model, not a curated record
UCACGGCUGGCACAGUGCGUCGGGAUAAGUGGGUCCCCGCUGACCCUGCGCUGGUCACACUCACGCCAUGUGGCGCUGCAGCAGGCGGGUCCCUCUGGCGCUGCGGCUGAGCCGCUGCAGUGCCCAUCCCAGAGCAUGGAGGUGGAAUAGUACGAAAGCCUGCGAGAGGGCGCUGCAGUACCAAGUCGGAGAGAAGAUCCAUGGAUUCACCGUGAGCCAGGUAACGUCUGUCCCGGAACUGUUCCUGACCGCCGUAAAGCUCAGCCAUGACGGCACAGGAGCAAGGUACUUGCACCUGGCCCGAGAAGACACGAAUAACCUGUUCAGGUGA